AUGGCAGGAAGCAGCCAGCCCUGGAGGACGCAGCUCUUCCCUGCCGGCCAGAUUUACGUCCAACACUUGCAUCAAGCAUGUCUUCACCCCUACCUAGGGAUUGAGUGUGACUUCCUUAAGCUUAACGCUGCCGUCUCCAGCGGGGAGCAAGAUGAGCCGGAACUGUACAUAUUACACGUGGCACACCCACGAUGGUGUCCCGAGUGCGUAGAAGCGCGGAGCAGGAGUAUAUUGGAGGGAUACGAGGGCAGGCUUAAGCAGGCUAGUUCAGAGAGAGAACUGAAACAUAGGGCGUAUAUCCGAGGGGUAAGAGAUGGGAGGGUGCAGGCGUUAUCGAGACCCUUGAGAGAGAGCGAGGCGUUGACGUUGCAGGAGAUGUUGGAGACGCUGCGUCUCGAGAGCGAUGAGGCUGUGGAGGAGACUGAGAGCCGGCGUGAAGAGGAACAGAGGUAUCUGCUAGGCGUUGCUGAAGGGAGGAAGAUCCAGGCAAUGAUUGAACGGAAUGCGAUUGAUGAACAGGAUCCAAGAUGGAGGAGAGAGAAGCUGGCUAGAGCGAUACUCUGCCCUCUUGAGGUUCCGAAAAGGAAUCCCGUCUAUGUUCUCCGGUCUAUUCUGCUUUCCUCUCCUGUUGUUGAGCUUUGGCUCAGCUGA
Molecule: messenger RNA, 651 nt
Organism: Amorphotheca resinae ATCC 22711
Lineage: Eukaryota; Fungi; Ascomycota; Leotiomycetes; Helotiales; Amorphothecaceae
Exons: 2
Coding region: 1-651 (216 amino acids)
Source: RefSeq, a predicted model, not a curated record